AUGGUGUGGGGGUGUAGACAACACACCGCCAGUGCACACAACAACAUAGGACAGCAGGAGGCCCAACAGUCCAGCACGAACCCUGAGGACCAGCUAGCGCUGAUGGCCAGGGCUCGGAGGGUGGCCAGGGCGCACGCCGCCAUCGUCCUCUCCUUCUCCGCCUUCGUGAAAGGAGCAAAUGUAUUCGGCGGUGGCAACCUCCCAGUAUUCCGCGGUGCAACGUUCGGGUUCCAGGCCACCAGGUUGCGUGGUCCCCAGUUUGGCACUGCUGCCACUCCUGGCUUCUCCUCCAUGCCAGCCGCCUCUUAUCCUGCUCAGCCGUACAGCUUCGGUUAUGAUAACACCGACCAGUUCGGCACCCGGCUAUUCCACAAAGAGGAAGGCGAUGCUAGCAACAACAAGAGAGGUUCCUUCGGCUACAGAGACGCCAAUGGCCUGUUCCGCACCGUGACAUACGUUGCCGACGCCAACGGAUUCCGUGCCACCGUAGACACCAACGAACCCGGCACUGCUCCCGCAGCCAGUGCCGAUGCGGUGUUUAAUGCUAAUCCGGUCGCCGCUCCUGCCGUGACAUCGGUCGCUGGGAGUGUAGUGCCUGGUGGUUUUGUGGAAGCCAGGCCUGCUGCAUUCGGUGCUGGUGCAGGCGGCUACGGCGCAGCAGGCCCUUGGGCCGGCUAGUCCCGUGA
Dermacentor silvarum is the source of this 686-nucleotide messenger RNA. RefSeq lists its product as uncharacterized. The record is from RefSeq and is a predicted model, not a curated record. Gene Ontology annotation, molecular function: structural constituent of chitin-based larval cuticle. Lineage: Eukaryota; Metazoa; Arthropoda; Arachnida; Ixodida; Ixodidae. Gene Ontology annotation, cellular component: chitin-based extracellular matrix. The transcript is spliced from 3 exons. Bases 1 to 678 code for a protein of 225 amino acids.